This is a messenger RNA of Balearica regulorum gibbericeps (East African grey crowned-crane), 1401 nucleotides long. The record is from RefSeq and is a predicted model, not a curated record. NCBI's taxonomy places the organism in Eukaryota, Metazoa, Chordata, Aves, Gruiformes, Gruidae.
AUGGCGAAGGCAGCUAAGGAAAUUCAGAUGGAGAACCCAGGAGAGGUAGAGACUCACAGCACGGGGGCAACGUGCUCCCCGUCGGAGGACCAGGCAGAAAAACCCUCCAUGCUCUGUUUUAAGAAGCGUAAGAAGUCCUGUAAGAAGGGGCUGACCAUGAAGGAUGCGUGCGAAGGAGCCUCGGAGGAAAAAAGCCAAUGUGUCAGCGCUGACCAAGGGGAGGCGAAAGUUUCUAAUCCAUCGCGAUCCUCCAAAGGAGCCUGGGCAGCCAUCAAAAAUCUCGCAAGACCUCGGAGAAGGCAAAAAUCCUCCUCGCGGAAGAAAGUGCCCUCUGAUUCCCAAGUGCAGCUGGAGACGGAUGCUGAGGAGGGCUGCGCGCAAGGCUUCCCGAAGAAACGGGCGAGCUCUGGGGUGAAGAUGCCCUGCGUGCGGUUCUCCAGAGGCAAGAAAAAACCCAGCCCCUCCGAAGCAGCGGAGGAGUCGGAGGGCAGUGUUCAAGCAAAUGAAGUGAUGGGCAUUUCAAAUAAAGCUAGUGAAGAGCCGGAGGAUUUGGCCCCGAUAGACACGUCUGAAUCCUUCAGCCCGGUCCCUGCGGAGGAGGACCAGGAUACGGCGAAGGAAAGUGCCGACGCCGUUGGGAAGAGUGAGCCCUUGACAGAGCCCACGCCUGAUGCAGAUGACCAUAUGGAGUGCACCACUCAGUCGGAGAUAACCGAUUCGGAGACAGUUAAUGAAACAGCCCAGGAGGAAAAACUGCAGGAGGGCAACCCACCCCAAAGCACAGUCCACACGGAAGGCAGGGAAGUUGCUCCCGAAGUGCCCGUUUCCAAGGAUCAACCCGACAGUGUCCCUGAACCCACCGAGCUGCAGGAAAUCCCUAAUACCUGCACAGAGCUGCCUGAAGGGGGUGAAUCAGAAAAGAGCGUGAAUCUUCCUGAGGAGCGCAAAGGCGAAGAGACUGUAAUGGAUUUCAGUCAGUCGGCGUUUAAAGAUGACGCGGUGAGCGUGCAGGGCUGCUCCAGCCAUCAGGUGACAUUAGAAGCAAACGCAGGCACCGGCGUUGGCAUCGUCAUCACCGUCACCGAAGCCGAGGACUCGGACAACACCGACUCUGACCAGGCCUACGAGCCAUCCCCGGUUUUGCAGCGAAAUAAGCAAAAAGGGAAUAAAAAGUCAAGCGGGAGCUUUGAUUUUGGUCAAAAAGAGAGCCCCGAGGCUGGUGGCAGUCCCCAGGCAGAGGAGAAAGGGCCAGGCGACCAGGGGCACAGAACUGGGGAGCAGUACGAAUUGCUCCUCGUAGAAACCGCGUCUUCCCUCGUGAAGGCGGCCAUUCAGUCGUCCAUAGAGCAGCUGGUCAACGAAAUGGCUCUGGAACAGAAUAAACACAACAGUUUUCUUUGA